Molecule: messenger RNA, 456 nt
Organism: Meloidogyne enterolobii
Lineage: Eukaryota; Metazoa; Nematoda; Chromadorea; Rhabditida; Meloidogynidae
Source: the annotation of a GenBank genome assembly
AUGACAUCAAUUCCAUCGGAUAUUAAUUUAAUAAUAAACAAAUUAUCAACAAUUGAUAAAGAAAAAGAUAACGAGAUAAAUGAAAAUAUUGUAAAAGAAUCCGGAAAUGAUAAAGAAAAUAUCAUUGAAGAAAGUGGAGGAUAUAGCUUGAUUGGGAAUGAUAAUAACAAUUAUUAUGUCCAACUUUACAACAAAUUUUGGCCAUAUCGAACGCUUAAAAUUAUAAAUUGGAUUUUAUUCUUACUGUUAUUUGUUGGGUCAGUUUUAACUGCAGCAAAACCUUUUCGAUGGGCUAAAAGUUAUUGGCCAUCAAUUCCGCCAUAUAAUGAUUUUGAUAUUUGUGGUUUAAUUGCUAUGGGUCAACUAGUUUUGGCUAUAAUGGGUUUAAUUGCUUUAAUUGUCCAUUGUUUUGCCAAAGAUUUAUUUAAAGCUGCAGUGGCUUCAUUGAUGGUAUAA